CGCAGUGAUAUUAUGGUAAUCGGAUAAUUUUGGAAAUUCAAAAUUCUGGUAUCCUCUUAAAGUUUCUGAUAAGAAGUUUUAUUAAAUUCAGUUUUAAACCAGACAUGAUGUAAUGUUUCGCUGCUGAAACGAUGGCUAAAGCGAAUUCAGUCUUUGUAUUUUCAUGUGUAACCAGUAGCCUAAACUAGUGGGAAGCAUUUUCUUGUUAUUCUUUGUCAUUGUAAAAUAUUCGGUUCAUUCAAGACGUUUGAAGACUAAUAUGUGGUCAGUUGAAAGAGGGAAGCGCUGAAGACCAAGCUGCCCGAACAGAGAUGUGAUGUUCUUAUCAUUUGGAUGGCUACAUUAGAAAAUACGUAUUUCCUUCGAUCCUUCUUACUGCUUGUCGAAGGCGGUUCAUAUAUUGUUAGAACAAUCAUAAAACGAGAAUGUCAAAAGAAAGAAGGUAAUCUGGACAAAUUGUUGCAAGAUUUCGAGAAAAAACUCAAACAUGAAUUUCAUGGGAAACAAUAUCAAAAAUUGUUCCCAGCAUCUGGUUGCACUGACAUCAACAAAUGGGAUUUGCAAUUGUUAAUUGGCGUGGUUACAAUUGUCUUUCGAACUUCACUUCUUAAACAUGAAAAGAAGGAAUUAGUUGUCUUAAAACAACUUAGAAAUGAAGUAUACAUGCAUUGCUCCUCCGCUGCUCUCGAUGACGAUAAGUACGAUGAAAUCAAAGAACAACUUGAGGAUUCUAUUACCAUUUUGGCUUCAACAUUUGAAGACUCUGUGCAGGAAUGCUGUUCCAAAUACAUAAAGCAGUUUAUUUCUGGGCCAUUGGAUGCUGUAAGACCAUCUAUUGCAACGCUGAAUGGGGUUAGUCAAACAUGUCUGAAAAAGGUCAACGUUGGUGUGCAUACAGAACUAGCCGUUGUUGGUCCAUCAGAUUGCUGGAUAGGUUUAUGUGAACAAACGCUUGAUACUGUAUUCAACAGUGCGAUAACAGGAAGUGAAGGAGAUGAAUUCGAAGAAAUCAAGAAAAAGGUCAACAAAAUGCUUGAAUUUCUUCUCGCAAACAAGGAAGUGGUCUUGAAAGAUUGCACAAAAGCAUGUGUUGUUCUCUCGUUCGAGUGUAACACCUAUGAUGACUCAUUGUUUGUAUUGAACCAAUUAGACAGUUGGGAAUAUAGGUACCACUUGAAUAAGAUUGCAAAUGCACUUACCAGAAAAUUUCAGCUCAACUGCCUGUUGACCAUUACGUCCAGAGUCACGACCGAAUGUUUGCAGUCUAUAUUGAUACAUUAUAUAAAAAUGAUGAAUGACGAGGAGACUGAAAGCCGCCUGGAAAUAUCUUCGGAAAUCAAAACAGAUAACACAGGUGAAGAAAAGACUCAACAAGGUGCAGAUGAAAUCAAAAUAGAUGACAGAGAUGAAGAUAAGACUGGGCAAGGCGCAGAUGAUACAGCUUGUUUGACGACAGAAAGUGCACAACCUCUCUUGCUGGACUUGGAAUGCACGUCAAAGGAGGGACUGCUUCAUAUUUUGAAUGCAUUCAAGGGAGACGAAUUGCAGCUUCAUAUGAAAUCUAUAGCAGAUGCUCUGUCGGCACACUUUAACCAGAAAAUCACUUUAAAAACGUCGUUGAACCUGAAGGAAUUCAUGGAAGCAUUUGAAGAAGCAGCUAUAGCUGAUAGCAGAGUGGACAGAGUGUUAAUAGAAGAUGUCUCUGACGCGGGUGAUACUCCUUUAGAAUUAGAAGCAGAAAUACAAGAAAUACAAGAAAUAGAAUCUCCAAGAAAGGAAACGCUUCUUGGAACAAGCGUAAAAGAUGUGUCAGAGGACAGCGAGGAGGUUAGGACAGUAGAUGAUUAUUAUAUAUUCUUUAGAGGUAUUAGUCCUGAUACAAAAAAGGAAACAUUGGCCAGUUUUAUGGAAGUGACAACAAAUGGAGCGGUCGUACGUGACAAAAUCAUAUUAAGUUAUACAAAGACAUCUGCUCUUGUCACCGUGUCAUUUGAUCAAAAUCCAGAUUUGAGAAGUGUUGAAGACAAAAUACAAAAAAUGGGUAUUGAUGGCGAAAAUCCAGAAGUUUACGAAGUUCCACCACCAGAAAGUAUUGCUGUGAGCAGUGAGGAAGAUAUUAUCAACAUGGAGUGUCUAGUACUUUACUUUGAAAGCCGAAAAAUUGGGGGUGUUGAGGUCAAACAAGAUCCAUACAAAUCGGAAGAUGGGAGUUGCAUCGUUAUUCAGUUUGGAGACCCUGAUAUUGUUCGGAGAAUCUGUACGAAGGAUACAACAUAUCUUUGGGAAGGAAAAAGACUUAGGGUUUCACCAUUCUUCAAAUGUAAAGCUGGUGAAAUAUGGGACAGCGAAAUUCAUACUUUGAAAAUACCAGAACCUGUUCUUGUGAAAUUUCGUCCAAAUAUUUUGGUUCUUUUGCAAAGGGAAUGCUGUCGAGAGCUUCUUACAGAACUCAAGAAAAAUCACUGUGUCCCAACAUUUUCGGAGCAGGGGCUGGAGCUGGAAUGUACUCUUACACCGACUGUAACUGGCUUUAAAAGCCUUGCUAAAGAUUGGGAAAAAUCUUCCAAACACAUUGUUGACAGUUACAUUUCAAACAACAUUCUUGAAAAGUCUUUUGAGUCGAGUGCCAAUGUUUGGACAGAACUAAUAAAGUAUUUUAAGACAGAAAAUCUCCAUGAAUGUGAAGAAUUAGUGACCAGCGUUGAUGACUCGAACUUUGUUAUAUUGCUGACUGGCUUAAGAAAUACUGUUGAGCAAUUACUGCAGAAACUAGAAGCAAAAGAAACAGAAAUUGAAAAACGGCUGGGCCGACAAACUGAGAACAUUGUGUUUGAUGCUCCGAGGUUACGACUCUUACGUUCCACCGGAGUAUUUGAAGAGGUGAAACUAGAAAUGAAGGACAUUCAACUUCACAUAGGUGAAGGUGAAGUUGCAAUUGAAGGGCAAUCAGAAGACAUAAAUGUAGUCAAAUUAAAACUAUACGAGGUAAGCCACAAAAUUGUGCAAAACAAAUUCAGGCAUGGGUUUUCGAAGGAAUGUGUAAAUUUUAUCCAAAGAAAUCUGAUGGAUAAACUCGCCUCCAUUUUGAAAAACAGGUGCUCUACUAUAGAAUGGAAGAUAGAUAUGAGGAAUGUAAAUGUGUAUGCAUUUGAGCAGUUUGAAGACGCGGUGUCAGCGGACAACCACGGAGUGCUCAGCGAGCACAGUUACGCAUAUUUAGAGGAUGAAGAUGUUGGCACAAAUCCUGAGGAUAUUUUAAAAUCGGCUGUUGUAGAGAUACAGGAAAAUGUUCAGGACAGUUCAGUUUCGCGCGACAUUGAAACCUUUCUCGCAGAAAUGGAACAAACCUACGGGAAAAAUGCUGAAAUACAAUUCAACGAGUCCUCAGGAAAAUUAAAUAUUUAUGGAAUGAAGAAAGAAGUCAUGAUCGUACAGAGCAAAGUAAAAGACUUCCUGGAAGGGAACUCUGUGACAGAAAAGAUAAUUGAAACUGGUUUUAUGGAAGUGAGUUUCAUCAAAAGGCAUAGAGAGGAUCUUGUAUCAAGACUUGAGAAGAAAUAUGAAGUGAAGAUUUAUCUGAAUGAUGAGGUUGUGACCAUAAAGGGAAAGAAAUCUGAAAUAAUGGAUGCAGAGAAGGAACUUAAGGGUGUAUGUGAUGGGAUUCUUUGUGAAAAAUACACCAUUCAGAAAGUAGGUGUUAAAGUUGCUCUCAGAGAUGAAGAAAAGCGAGGCACAUUAACUGUUGUGGAAAACAGUGCAGGAUGUCUCAUUAAACUACCGGAUGAGAAGGCAACAGUCCUGCCAAAAGACACUUCUGAUAGAGACGUAGAUGGUAGUGACGGAUGUCAAAUUGGCCCAGGAAGUAUAAGAGGUCCUUCUAUAUCUACACAAGAUGACUUUGGUUUGGCCACAAAUGACGUACCUAAGGAAAGAGCAUUUAUUGCCCCUAAUGGAAUUAAAGUCACACUUGUGAAAGGGGAACUUGGGAAGCAAAAGGGAGAUGUCAUUGUUGCUGGAACAUCGCCGAAUUUGAAUUUGAGUAGCGGUAGUGCAUGUAAAUCGUUGUUGAUAGCUGGUGGGCAAUGUCUUCAAGAGGAAUGCAAAAUGAAAUACCCAAAUCACAUCGAAAUGGACGAAAUAGCCGUAAUUUGUGAUUGUGGAAGUCUAGCAUGUAACCAAGUGUUUUUGACAUCUUUACCAAAAUGGUCUUUUGAGGACAAACCGAGACAAGUUCUGCAGACAGUCGUUAACAAAUCGCUAAAACUAGCAUCAGAAAAGAAGAUGAACUCAAUUGUUUUCUGUGCAAUGGGCACUGGACAGUUGAACUAUCCCAAAGACCUUGUUGCUUUUCUUAUGUAUCAAACUGUGAUCGAAUUCGACCAGAGCUACCCUGAAACUACGUUAAAAGACGUCAGAUUUGUUUUGUACCACAAGGAUGUUGCUACAGUUAAUGCGUUUGAAGAAGAGGAACGGUUGAGGUUGGAAGGAAGUGGCAGCAGUCUAUUAUAUGAUCUGAAAGCAGGAAAUAUGGUGAUAGAACUGUCAGUUGAACAUAUAACAGAGCAGAAGGUUGAUGGAAUUUUAUGCCCAACAUGUUCACACAUGGAUUUAAGUCACAACGGUGUUGGUCGUGCUCUUUUAAGGGUUGGUGGAAAGCCCUUACAGGACGAAUGUAAAUCUAAAUACAGGAAAAAUCUUGAAAAAGGGCAUGUAACCGAAAUCGGAGCAGAGAAACUGUGCUGCAAGUCCUUGUUUCUAGCAGUACUACCUGGAUGCACCGGUGACACCGAAUGUAUGACCUUGCCAAACUUAACAUAUGUCAUUCAAACAGUUUUAUAUAAAGCACAAGCUAGAGGUCAUUCAUCUUUAGCUUUGCCAGUUCUGUGGCCAUUCGAGUCAUAUCCUGUUGACGAGGUAUGCACACGUAUGUUUGAGGCUGUAACAGAAUGGGCAAAGAAAAACCGAGAAUCAAGUGUACAGACUGUCAAAUUUGUUAUGCACCCAAAGGACAUUGCAGUUAUCCAGAGAUUCGAGUCAUAUGUCCUAACCGCAGAAGGACUGGGUAGAAGAGACAACAGACAGUCAUCUGACGAAUGUGAGGAACCUAGCGCUCGUCUAAAGAGUCUGGCACAACAACAAUCAAUCUACAAACCAGACUGGGACGGUGUUACAGUGGGCAAGAUAAAAUUCAGUGUUUAUAAAGACGACCUUUUUGCACAAAGGACAGAUGCAAUUGUAUCCAGCGUUGGAAAAGACUUUCUGUUCAUUGGCGCUGUAGCACAUGAAUUGAAACGAAAGUGUCCAGCAAUGGAAAUGGAAUGUCGUCAGCGGAAAGAUCUAAUACAAAAGCUGAAUACUGAAGGUGUAGUAGUGACGAAGGCUUCUGGAUUAUGCGCAAAGUCAGUAAUCCAUGUAAGAUUUGCGAAUAAUCUAAGCGAGUGGCGAAAUAGAAUGUACAAAUGUUUGGAGGUAGCCAACAAUAAGUCUUACAGGGCGAUUGCUUUUCCAGUUCUCGGUACAGGGCAAGGCUAUAAAAGUUUCGGUCCGGAUGAAGUAGCUGGAUGUCUGUUUGAAGCUAUCAAAGUCUUUGAACACUCAUACAAGACGCAUUCAAUCGAGGAGGUUCGCUUAAUUGUGUACAAAAAGCUGCCCGGAAUGUUCUCUCAAAUUAAAGAAAUGUUGCUGACAAAAAUGAAUGAACCUGAGGAAAAGGCUAUUGUUGGAAUGAAAGAACUAUCUACACGAAUGAAAACGUUGAAACAGUUUGAUUUUGCUACAGUUAGUGCUGAGGAAGAUGCCGAUCUGUCUGAAAGCCAGUUGAAGCAACCAAUUGAAGACCUUUCGUCCAUAGAGGUUCACAUAUAUUCUGACAGUAGAGCCAAUGUUGAACGUUGCAAAGCAGAAUUAGAUUCUAAAGUAGAAAACAUGUAUACUGAAUGGAAAAUUGAGAAACACAAAGAAACAAUAAAGACAUUCACAAAGGCAGAAUUAAGAGAAAUUGACCUACCAACUCUUGCAAAAGUCAACAUAGAUCCCCAGUUGGGUAUCAUAACUAUAUAUGGACCUACAGAGAAAGCAGCUGACGUUACGAACGCGAUAAAGACAAACAUCCUGGAAAUAGAUAAAAGACAUGAAUUCAAAGCUGCAGAGGAUCUCUAUAAUCAUGUCCAAUGGCAGUAUGAGGAAGUUACAACGGUUUCUUUCAAACUAGUACCUUACCACAAACGACUGAACCAGAGAAUUGAACAGGCAUAUAAAGAACAAUUACAAUCCUUCCAGUUCGAAGAAAAUGGUGACAGUUUUGUCAUUGAUUUUAUACGAUUUAUAGAGUAUCGCAAGUCGGACGAACAAAAUAGAUUAAGAGUUCUUAGAAAGGAUAUGUUAGAAGUUUUAGAGGAACCAUUGACUUUGCCGGAUGCAUGGACAGAGAUGACGUUUGAAGAUGUAGAAAACAGGUUCAUAUCAGAAGUCGAAUCAAAUGACUACCGCAAUAUCUUUAAUGGAAAUAACAUAACAGUCAGUAAGGUUGAAAGAAUUGAAAGAGGACAGACCGAAUCAUUAUACCGGCUUUACCAAGCGAAAAAAGGGCAAAUGCUGAAACAGAAAUCAAGCCUUCCAGAAGAUAAGCCGAUUGAACGGGACCUAUGGCACGCCACCAGUUCUGACACAGUUUCAAAUAUACUUAAGUAUGGCUUCAAUAGGGGAUUCUGUGGAAAAGCAACUGGUGACGCUUUGUAUGGCGAAGGUGUAUAUUUCGCUGGCGAUGCAUCACAUUCAAUCCGACGUUGGCUUUCCAGCGCGGGCUCCUGUAGGAAGGGAUACAUAUUUCUGGCCAAAGUAUUAUCUGGAAAAAUGUGCCAAGGGAAAAAAGGCAUGAGAUAUCUUUCUGAAAACGACACAGCGAAGUCCACACUGAUGUAUGACUGUGCCGUAGAUGAUGAGCAAAACCCCAGGGAAUUUAUCUUAUUUAAUGACACACAGGCGUAUCCUGUUUAUAUUAUAACCUUUCACUACUCGGGAUCGAAUGUGUUAGAUGUCUGUGAUACAACUACUACAUGAUUAAAGAAAAAUUUCAUCAGCACUAUCAGAUGUUCAACCGUAUAAACGAAAUACAUUCCAAACAGUAGAGGGAGAGAGUGCUAAGCUGAACUACGAAAUCAAUGAUCAUGAAUUCGAACUCCUUGGCAAGCAAAAUAUUCAGAGAAUCAUCUAGAAAUAUAGCGUCUUAUGUAUAUACUUGCUUUUACUAACAGUCGCACAAAUGGCUAACCGUUGACGACUAUAAAUAAGCUUAGAUAUAUUCGCGUAUUUCAAAUAGUAUGAGAAUACUAGCAUUAUAUAUCACUCUCACGUGGGUGUUAUCUAAACUUUGAUAUAAAACUCAUUCCUGAAAUCCCAAUGUUUUAUAACUGUAAAUAAUGUGUAUAUAUGGUUGCUACAGCAUGUGAGUCUUAUAUUGUUGUUGUCAGAUAUUAUUCACAUCUCAGUGUAUUUAAAUUUUGCCUAUAAAAUAUGCUACUCUAGUAUAUCGUAUUUGCAUAUCUGUAUUUUCGUGCCGUUCUGGUGUGAUAAUUACUCAUUUCAUCUUUGAUGUAUAUGAUACUGCCACAUUAUAAGUUUCGUAUGUAAAAUUUUUGUUUGAACUAAAUCAGUAUGGCAAAGGAUUUGCCAUGGCACUGAGGGCAUUAUUUUGCUGUACGUAACUGGAAGUCAUCUUUCAUGCGAACGGGAGGCGUACUUCAUUAAAAUUUCAAAGAUAACUAUGUUAUUGCGAACUGCAACAUCAUCAGAAGGUAUUCGGCUAGGUUUAAAUAUGCUUUUUUAUUUUAUUUCUUUAAAAGUUAUCAGAGUUUUUUUUUUUGGAUUUUUUUUGUUAGUUUGUAAUGUUUUUAGACAUGCGCUAGGAAAAGGUCGCAUGUAUGAAGAAACAAUACCAUUAUACACGAUAAAAACUUUAUUGUCGUUAUUGAUUACUUAACCGAAGAAGAAAUGAACCGUUAUAAAGUAGUUUUAUUAGUAACUGUUAUUCCACGAGAAAUACAGAAUAGUGUUUACUUAUAUUUGAGAAAAUUCGAAUUGCCAUUUAGAUUAUUCGAACAGCAUUUUAUUGAAUUGUAAAGAUGCGAACGGCCUUUCCUGCCAGAAAACAAUGCAAGACAUGUGUUUCGGUGAUUAAAUUGUAAUAGCAAUGAAAUUUAUUUUCUAUUCAUGAAUGAAUGUAUCAUUUGCACUGAUUAUAUCUCGUGAUAUGUAUUUUUGUUACAUAUUUAUGCGUUUAUAAUUGAAACAUAUAGGGAAUUCAUCGUAUCAGUACAGUAAGUUGUAAGCUAUAUCAAAUAAUAAUUAUGAGAUUAUGAUUACGUUUAUUACCGUCUAUUCGCAAAAGUACCGUUAAAAGGAGAAGUAUUGUUAGAGCAGUCAGUAUCAAAGCUUUUGAAUUUUAAACGAUUGUAUAGGUAUCGCGUCAAACGUUUUCAUUGUAACACCAAAUAGAACAAAGUUCGCGAGAGUUUUGUCUCAAUGUUAGACCUUAUCAUCCGACAUCAUUUGAAAAUGCAGCCGCCUAUCUACCUCACAAUGACGUCAUAGCAACACACUAAUGAUUUGUAAUUUAUUCCAUUCUUUUAUCAUUAUUUCAUCAUUAAGCAUAUAAAGGAAACAGAUUAUUCGAUUCUUCCUUAUACUCUGAGUUUGUCAUAAAUGUUAUCAUAAACUGUAUGAAUUAUGUCAUGCAUCGCACAAUUUUGUUUUCUUAAACAUAUAAAAUAUUUUACUGACGUCAUUCGGUAUAGCAACAGUUGAUUCUUUUUCACGAAUCCACAAAUGUUUUUGUUAUCAAAUUGUCACAUCUGCCGCACCCUUGGAUCGAAAUUGCGAACCCCUGAUUCAAUGUUUUUAAUUAACCUUCCGCGCUAAAAGGGCGGUUACUGAAAUCAUUAACAAUUUAAUCUUUUUAUUGUAUAGAAGCAACUCGAUAACAUACGCAAAUAAAGAAUAUUAGUAUGUGACACACGUUAUGAUAUACUGAACAAUAGCAAACAUCAUUUUAACAUGUGUCACAACUGAACAAUAUGGGAGAGAUUAAUAUCCCUACUACACCAAUGACCCGAUCACGAUAAACUUAGUUUAAUAUCAGAAUUUAUAUUAAUAGAUGCAACCUUACUUUUACAAGUGGAAACCGACUAUUUUGUACCCGAGUUAUAUGUUAUAAAUCAACUGAUAACAAGUGGCUAGUUCGUAAUAUUGUGUUUAUAAAAUGAGUGGGUUUAUAUGGUUAAGUCUUUAAAAUAAGUACUAUUUUUUGUUUUAUUAAAGCUGUUUUUGUUUAUUAAACUAUACGAAAUUGCAUAAAUGGUUUGUCAGAGAAACCACUCAUAAUUGUGGAUUCGAGAAAAAUGAAUCCAAUCCGAAUACGCAGUUGAGUUUUAUCACCUAUAUUUAACAUAAGGUAAUUACACCAAUGUCUGGUCUUAAGUGGAAGUGGCCAGUUUCAUAUUAUUUCCCAGAUUAGGUUUUCUGAAUAAAAGACGUAGAUAUAUUUUAAAGGCAUUUAUAUUCAGCUAGUUUUUUGAUGUUUAUAGAACUGAGGAUUCCCACAAAUGAGAGGUCGGGCGAGGAAUCGAAUGUCCACCAAAAUGGAUUGAACGGCUAUUUAUUCAUCUAGAUUAAGCUGAAACGGUCAGGAAACGCUUUUCUUACCACCGUUAUUUACGUAUAAAAAUAUACAUACUUUGUAGGUCAAUCAUUUGCAGAUAAUACGAGACAGUCUUGCUAGAUGUGCAAUUUUGGCCAUUUUUGUCUCAAAAUUCAGCGUUCCGAAACCAAAAUUUUACUUGUUUUUAUCAAUGCACUGUCCACUGCCCCCAUGAUUGCUUGGUUACCAUUGUGUUAUAAAAUCAAGACAAAUGGCUUGCAGAUCUGUGUAAUAGACUUGUUGUAAAGGAAGAAAAUGUACGAACAUGCACCAUGGGUUUCAGAUGUAUUUUGGUUCCUUGGAUCAAAGUCAGGAUUAUUAUUACUUACAUGGUUUCUCUUCAGUUAGGAAGGAGGUAGGCAUAUCAAAUCUGGUAAAUAGGUAAUUUCAUAGAAACUAAUGUUUUUCUUUCAGUUAGGUAGGAUGGGUUAGGGUUAUUGUUACUAAAUACAUAAAAAACAGUUUUCUAUCAGUUUCUGUAACUUAGUAAGGAAUUGGUAGGGACGGAAAUUCAAUAUAAAUUCCAAUGCUUUUUAUAGGCAGAUAAUAUAUUUCAAGGGUGAAACAGUUCACUGAAUUUGCUUGUUAUUAUAGACUUUGAGGCGAGAGCUUAUUUGUGAGGCACAUGAUAGAUAACGAGGAAUUUGACGAGUUUGGUAUCAAAAAUAAGCUGAAGACAAUUCUGUUUGAUAAAACCUUCAUUAUGUCAGAACAUACUUUCACACACAUAUUCUCUAUGUAGUUUUGAUGAUAAAUCAUGUAAUGGCAUAACAAAGUUUUUACCUUACAGAAAUGUACAAUUAUUUAAACUUUUGAAUGUCUUGCAUAUUCCUAAACUAGUUUUUUAUGUUUUACAUAUUGUACAAAGUGUAAAUAUCACCAUUCCUUUUCUAGUUUAGCCUUGUAACCAUAGUAACACAGAGGGUUUUCUUCUGUCUUUUAAACUGAAAUAAGUAGCUGAUUUCAAUUUUGUAUAUAAGAAUAUAGCGUCGCAUACAAAACAGAUACCCGUUUUCUACUUCGCAAACAUUAUUACUACAAUUCAGCGAAUGUCCUUCGGCAGGAAAUACCAAAGAUCCACAAUAAAUUCAUACCUGAAAUGCGUGUAGAGGCUAUAUUUGGUAAACAUUAAUUAGAUUGGCGCCGGAAAUGAAAAUGGCACCAAACUGUAUGAACCGCCAUGUAAUAGUUCUGUAUUGAGUUACGGAAGUACUUCAGUUUUAACCAUGGCAGUCCAUUAAUGCUCGGUUGGAAAUAUACGGAUUGCUUUCUUUGUUUUCUGUGUUUUAUGCCUGAAAUAACUAUUUGUAACGUGGAAAUUAAAAUAAUUUAUCAUGCAUAUCCUGUAUCUUUGUAUUUUCACAUAUGUCACUCGCGAACAAAUUUAUACGUUAUUAACUUUGCAUCAGGAAGUAUGCACGAGAUCUGCAGUGCACAUAUUGCCCGACUUUAGGAACGCAGUAUUCUUUCAGUAAAGAAUAGGUGCAUAUUUUCCGAUGCAAAGAUAAUAACCUUUUUAAUGCAUUAUUAUCUACACGUAUAAAUUUAAUGUAAAUAUUAUGAAUUUGUUCAAUCGCCUAAAUAAGAUUGACAAUACUGAACUAAAUAAAAGAAUUAAUGCAACGACACAUUGAAUAAUGUCACGCAUCCAAUAUGAAAUUCAGGCGUCAGUAUAUGGAAAAAAUAUUGACGUUUCUGGUUGCAUUGUAAGUUAAUGGGGAAUAAAAACUAGUAUGUAAUAAGUUAUUAUUUUAAUGACGUCAACAUAACGAUAUAAGAUAAAUAGAGAUGUUUUAUGCUGAGGCACAUGACAGGGUAAUGCAUUUUGUUAUCUCUAAUGUAGCUUUUAUUUCAAAAUUUGAUAUCAAAGGACGAUAUCUAACGAAUAGCAUGGUGGUAUUCUUUGCCAUCAUAUUGUAUUUUUAUUAAUUUUUGAUGUAUUGAUGUUAUAAUAUUUGUUAAUAAAUAUAACAAGAGUUA
Mercenaria mercenaria is the source of this 11674-nucleotide messenger RNA. RefSeq names its product protein mono-ADP-ribosyltransferase PARP14-like. The transcript has 33 exons. Gene Ontology annotation, biological process: negative regulation of gene expression. Gene Ontology annotation, cellular component: nucleus; cytoplasm. NCBI's taxonomy places the organism in Eukaryota, Metazoa, Mollusca, Bivalvia, Venerida, Veneridae. Gene Ontology annotation, molecular function: NAD+ poly-ADP-ribosyltransferase activity; transcription corepressor activity. The record is from RefSeq and is a predicted model, not a curated record. Bases 334 to 7059 code for a protein of 2241 amino acids.